Messenger RNA from Gadus chalcogrammus (walleye pollock), 1679 nucleotides. RefSeq names its product elongin-B-like. The transcript is spliced from 4 exons. Gene Ontology annotation, molecular function: protein binding. The coding region runs from base 78 to 437 and encodes 119 amino acids. Gene Ontology annotation, biological process: transcription elongation by RNA polymerase II. Lineage: Eukaryota; Metazoa; Chordata; Actinopteri; Gadiformes; Gadidae. Gene Ontology annotation, cellular component: VCB complex; elongin complex. The record is from RefSeq and is a predicted model, not a curated record.
ACUUUGCGCAUGCGCGUUACAGGUCCGGGGCUCUAGUCGGAGCCAGAGGGUCGGAGCUUGCUAGCUUAGCACUCAAAAUGGACGUCUUUCUAAUGAUCCGGCGUCAGAAGACUACCAUCUUCACGGACGCCAAGGAGUCGACCACCGUGUACGAGUUGAAACGUAUCGUGGAGGGCAUUCUGAAGAGGGCCCCAGAGGACCAGCGCCUCUACAAAGACGAGCAGCUGUUGGAGGACAGCAAGUCUCUGGGAGACUGUGGCUUCACCAGUCAGACGGCCCGACCCCAAGCCCCCGGUACCGUUGGCCUGGCCUUCCGCAUCACCGACGAGAUGUUCGAGGCGCUCCAGAUGGAGAGCUUCUCCAGCCCUCCAGAGCUACCCGACGUCAUGAAGCCACAGGACUCCAGCAGCACGGCCAGCGAGCAGACCGUCCAGUGAGGGCUGGAGGGAGGGAGGGAGGGAGGGUGGGGGUGUGAGUCGUUAUAUCAGUUAAAUCACAGGACAGCAUCGGGGAGAGGGCACUUUUAGAUGACCCAAUCGGUGCCCUGCUCCUCCUCCUCCUGGUACCUCCAACCCUCCCCCUGCCCCCUCUCGCCUCUCGCCCUCUCUCCCCCGCACAUCACUUCCGGUUAGCCUUCUCAGCCUGUCAGCUCCUUUAGCCCGGCUAGCAUGCCCACCCACAUUACCUUUAUUAUCAUGUUGAUGUAUUCAGGAGGCGGUUGGCGGUAUCUGUCCUUCUAGUUUGCUCGAGGGGGAAGGUACCUAUCUCGCUACUUUACUAGAGAGGGAAGGUACCUAUCUUACUAGUGAACUAGUGGGGGAAGGUACCUAUCUUACUAGUGAACUAGAGGGGGAAGGUACCUAUCUUACUAGUGAACUAGAGGGGGACGGUGCCCAUCUUAUUAGUGAACUAGAGAGAAGGUACCCAUCUUACUAGUGAAAUAGUCGGGGACGGUACCUAUCUUGCUAGUGAAAUAUAAGUUUAAGUUACAACUUAGAAGCCUAUCUUUCUAAUGACUCAAGGGUGGAGGUUCCCAUGUUCCUAGUGAACUCGUUUAUCUUCAAAUUCAGUAGAAGAUAGAUAUCUUCCCAGUGAGCUAGAGAUUGAAGGUACCUCUCUUCCCAGUGAGCUAAAGAUUGAAGUAUCUUUCUUCCUACUGCACUGGACCUUGAAGGUACCUGUUUCUUGUGGACUAGAGCUUGAACGUACCUGUUUUAAUAGUGAUCCUACAGCACCCGACCAGUCUGGUCGGGUGUAGGACCACUAGGAAAAGAGAGCGAACUUUCCAUCCCAACCUUCAAUUUUGCCAAGCGUGACGGUCUGACCUGGACAGGAGGCCAGACGUCUCCCUCCUCAACACUGUAAAUGCUGUUUAGUUUUAUUUAAAGCUCCUGUGCUGUCAUGUCUCUAGUGUGACCCAAGCUCUGUCAUGUCGUGUAUUAAGAGCCUUUUUUGAGGAAUCAUAGCACUGAGAGCUAGGUGGGCCGUUCCAUGAACCAGGGGUCCAGUUUCAGAGUCUGUUGAUUCAACAGGUCUGAAGAACGACCAGGAUGAUUAACUCGCGUCUUGUCACCACACCAUGCGUGGCACAUGUACACCUCACCAGCCCGCCCUCCCCCCAUUCACAAUAUGAACAUAGCUUGUAACUGUGAGCUCAAAUAAAGUUUUUUCUUUCUUUU